AUGGCAGAGAAUACCAUGAAGGUUGAUAUCAUUGGAAGAGAAAUCAUAAAACCAUCUUCUCCAACUCCUUCUCACCUUAAAACCUUUAAGCUCUCUUUUCUCGAUCAAAUUGUCCCUGCAGUUUACACCUCUUUGGUUCUUUUCUACCCUAAUAUUAAUGUCCUCACGCCCGACCAAACAUCCAACCACCUUAAGAAAUCUCUGUCUGAAGCCUUAACUCUUUUCUACCCGCUUGCCGGGAGAGUCAAGGACAACACCGUCAUCGAAUGCCACGACGACGGAGCUCAGUAUGUCGAAGCGAAAUUCAAUUGCCUCCUCUCCAUCUUUCUAGAUCAGCAACACAAAGACGAGGCACUCAUAAGGCGCUUCCUUCCUGCCGCGAUGGAAUCGCCAGAAGCAGGCACAUGGCCAUUAUUAAUUGUUCAAGCCACUUUCUUCGACUGCGGAGGAGUGGCAGUAGGCGUGUGUGUGUCGCAUAAGUUGGCCGACGCAGCCACGCUGAGCGUAUUCUUGAAGACGUGGGCUAACACUGCAGUUCCGGAUUUUGAAGCGGCUUCCUACUACCUUCCCAGAGAUACCUUCUCGUUCGCGCCUCCUGCUGCGCUGGAGCUGAAAAGGGUGGAAGGCGUUUCGAAGAGAUGCGUGUUUGAUAAAUCAACGAUCGCGGCUCUAAAGGCCAAGUUAGUGAGUGACAGCGUCAAACAACCUACUAAGGUUGAAGUAGUGACAGCCCUCCUUUGGAGAUGCCUCAUGGCAGCUUCAUCAUCCGCCCAGGUGACGCCAAGGUAUUCUCUCGUGACACAAAGUGUGGACAUGCGCAAAAGAGUUGAGCCGCCAUUUUCGCAGAACUCCGCGGGAAACCUCGUGAGUUACUUUGCAUUGCAGGUAGAGAAUAACAUUUACGAGGGUAGUACUGAGCCAUUGGAGUGUCAGCUGCAGGGUUUGGUGGCUAAACUGAGGCAAGGAAUUAAAGACUUCACCGAAAGGAAAGCGAAGAGGUUCCGCGGGGACGAAGGACUCCAAGCUGUUGUUGAGCAUUUUAUGGAAGGAAGGAAGUUAGUUACAAGAGAUGAUGUAUGCUACUUUUUUUGUACCAGUUGGUGCAACUUUCAAUUCUACGAGGUUGACGUUGGUUUUGGAAAGCCUGUUUAUGUGACUGUCCCGAGUAACACGUACGAGAACAUGAUUCUGUUCAUGGACACCAGAGAUGGUGAUGGAGUGGAAGUUAUUUUCACUUUGAGUAAAGAAAAUGUGGCCUUAUUUGAGAAUCAACUAGAGAUUCUUUCAUUGGCUUCAUCAAAUUAA
Messenger RNA from Morus notabilis, 1305 nucleotides. Its product is annotated as BAHD acyltransferase BIA1. The record is from RefSeq and is a predicted model, not a curated record. Bases 1 to 1305 code for a protein of 434 amino acids. Lineage: Eukaryota; Viridiplantae; Streptophyta; Magnoliopsida; Rosales; Moraceae. The transcript has a single exon.